Messenger RNA from Recurvomyces mirabilis, 1467 nucleotides. RefSeq lists its product as uncharacterized. NCBI's taxonomy places the organism in Eukaryota, Fungi, Ascomycota, Dothideomycetes, Mycosphaerellales, Teratosphaeriaceae. The record is from RefSeq and is a predicted model, not a curated record. Gene Ontology annotation, molecular function: glucan endo-1,3-alpha-glucosidase activity. The transcript is spliced from 6 exons. The coding region runs from base 1 to 1467 and encodes 488 amino acids.
AUGGCAGCUUCUUCCCUGUUCCUAGUGAUCUUGCUCUGCGGUCUUGCCACCGCCGCCGACGUUUUUGCUCAUUUCAUGGUGGCAAAUACGUACAAUUAUACGCAGACCGAGUGGAAAGCCGAUUUUGUCGCUGCGUCGGAAAUAGGGAUUGACGGCUUUGCCCUCAACUGGGGCCCGCCGGACUGUUCGCUCGCACCAAACAGUCAGGACUGGUAUGUCGCGCGGAUUGAAGAUGCAUUCGCUGUGGCCGCAACCAACGAGUUCAAAUUGAUCUACUCGUUCGAUAUGAGCUACACACCUGCUGCUUGUUCCAUAGGCUGGAACACAACCUUUAUGGCAACCAUGAUAUCCAAGUACGCCAAAUCCCCAGCUGCAUAUAUCUGGAAUGGCGAUGUUCUUGUAUCUUCGUACGGUGGAGAAGGCUACGGCAACGAAUUUUUCGCAGAACUUAAGAGCGUACUUGCUGGAGAAGGAGUGACCAUCUCGCUUUCCCCAGCGCUUACUACGUACUCUCUCAAGGCCCAGAGUGCAGACCCUAACGGCGUGGCUACGGGCAUGCUCGCAAAUUACACGGCGAUCGAUGGAUAUCUCAAUUGGCAAGCUUGGCCGGCAGACACGGACACAAACCUCACUGCCGGUGUCGACGUCGAGUUUCAGGCAGCCUUCGAGAAUGCGGGGAGAACAGGACCAUACAUCAUGGGCGUCUCGCCUUGGCAAUUCAAAGAUUUCAACGACGGCUAUUACAACUCCUGGGUUGAGUACUCAGACGUGCUCUUUCCUAACCGAUGGGAACAGGCUAUUAGCACGGUGCAACCUGACAUUGUCGAAAUCAUAACCUGGAAUGACUUUGAGGAGUCUCACUAUAUUCGCGACCUGCCGCCAGUGGCGGGUCCCGCGGCUGUUGGAUUUGGAGUCACGGGUGCUUACAUCUACGGUCAGACACAUAGUGCCUGGCGCGUUAUGGCGCAAUAUUAUAUCAGCUGGUACAAGACUGGGCUGGCCCCGAAGGUAACAGAAGAUCGAGUCGUUUUCUGGUACCGCGUUCACCCGAAAGAAGUCUCCUGUAGCAGCGGCACGAACAACAUUGGCGUCGUCCGCAACGCCGCUUAUCCCGCAGACGCUGUCUUCGCUUGGGCCUUGGUCUCCGAAAAUUCUACUAUCUCGAUGAAUGUGGGAAGCAACCAGAAUUGGACAUUCCAGGCGACUACGUGUGGACCCAAACUUAACAUGGUACCCUUUCCUAAUGGCAUCGACAACGCUUACCCUUCGGUGGCCGUUCAAAGGGGAGAAGAAACGUUGCACGCGGCCACAGGAGCUGUGGCAAUCACGGAGGCAUGUGCAUAUGAGAACUACAACCCGGUUGUUGGGUUGACCGGGCCCGCGUUGACUGCAAGCCCUAAGAUGGGUAAUGGAUCCGGGACGAAGGGAAAGCCAAAAAAACUGAGACACCAGAAGAAACUAUGUUAA